AAAUUUGCGAAUGGCGCAGUCCUGAAAUCGAGGAGAGUUCUAGACAAGGCCAGGGAGACAGAGACAGCGAAAAGAGAGUGAACAAUGGAGAAGAUCUGUGUAGCCGUCCGAGUGAGACCUCCGGCAUCGGACGACUCUUCCACUGGAACUCACUGGAAGGUUGAAGACAACCGCAUUUCACUUCACAAAGCCCAUGGCACCCCGCUAUCCGGAAUUUCUUACGCUUUCGAUCACAUAUUCGAUGAAAGUUGCUCAAAUUCUAUGGUUUACGGUGUUCUUACCAAGGAUAUUGUUCGUGCUGCUUUGGAAGGUUUUAAUGGAACUGCCUUUGCAUAUGGACAGACUAGUAGUGGAAAGACUUUCACCAUGAAUGGUUCAGAAAGAGAUCCUGGAAUUAUUCAACGGGCAGUUGAAGAUAUAUUUCAGAGAAUUCAAAUGAUGUCAGACCGCGAGUUCUUGAUUCGGAUCUCGUACAUGGAAAUCUAUAAUGAAGAGAUCAAUGAUCUUUUUGCAGUAGAAAACCAGAAACUUCCCAUUCAUGAGAGCUUGGAGCGUGGCGUAUUUGUUGCUGGUCUCAAAGAGGAAAUUGUCAACAAUGCUGAACAGGUGUUGAAGCUUCUUGAAUAUGGAGAAGCUAAUAGGCAUUUUGGUGAAACGAAUAUGAAUGUUCGAAGCAGCAGAUCACACACAAUAUUUAGAAUGGUAAUCGAAAGUAAGGGGAAGGAGGCUAAUGAUUCUGGUGACUAUUUAAGUUCCGAUGCUAUUCGUGUCUCUGUCUUGAAUUUGGUGGAUUUAGCUGGGUCUGAACGGAUUGCCAAAACUGGAGCUGGUGGAGUACGUUUGAAAGAAGGAAAGCACAUUAACAAGAGUUUAAUGAUUCUUGGUAAUGUGAUUAACAAAUUAAGUGAUGGUGCAAAAAAUAGAGGACACAUACCUUACCGAGAUAGUAAACUGACUCGGAUACUUCAACCUGCACUUGGUGGCAAUGCCAAAACUUCAAUUGUGUGCACUAUAGCGCCAGAAGAGGCUCACAUUGAGGAAACAAAGGGAACUCUUCAAUUUGCUAGCAGAGCCAAGCGCAUUGCUAACUGUGUUCAAGUGAAUGAGAUUUUGACAGAUGCAGCCUUAUUAAAGAGGCAAAAGCUAGAGAUAGAGGAGCUCCGUAAACAGCUUCAGGGAUCUCAUGCUGAGGUGCUGGAGCAAGAAAUCUUGAAAUUGCGUAACGAUUUGCUUAAGUAUGAAUUGGAGCAUGAACAACUAGAGAUGCAGCUGGAAGAUCAAAGAAAAUCACGCAAAGAACAGGGCUGUUGUAUAAGGGAGCAGCAUAUGAAAAUUGACAAUCUCAGUAAUAAUCUUGUUACUUCUUCUGACAUCACGAACUCUAGUCAGGGACACGAUUCUGAAAGAGGUAACCAUAAGGAAGAAUGUAAUGACAGCAACAGCAUAUCUCAAGGAGAUGCCUUUUCGACCCCUUGUUUCAAGGCCGCUCCCAAUUCCUUUGUUGCGAGACGAUCUCAUUAUUCAAUGUUGCCUGAUUAUAGUCCUCUUCCAGAUACAAUAAGCAAUAAUGUGGCUGAUGAAGACACAUGGUUGAAAAUGAAUAGAGGUUACAUAGCUGAUCUCGAUUCCCUUCAAUUUACUCCUGGACGAAAAGUUCAACCUUUUCCACCAAUUGAAAUGACUCCUAGUUCAAACGAGAAUUACAAACAGGAGGUUGAGAAGCUUAAGAGACAAUUAGAGUUGACCAUUCAAGAGAGAGAAGAGCUCAAGAGGAGGCACACGGAUGAAAUGAUAUUGAACAAUCAGUUGAUGGGUGAAUUAUCUGAACUCCGACAAGAAGCACGGAUUAUUCAAGAAAUCCCUCGAAGACUUUGCGAAUGUGCAUCAAAUUGUAAAGAUGUUUAUGUUGAUGUUCUGUUAAUGACACAGAGUUUUGUAUCUGAUGGGAAAUCCUCUACUGCUAAAUUGCUUUCAAACAUGCUUGAAAUUGGUGCAAGCCUAUUUACAAUUCUGGAAACACAUUUUUCAACGGAAAUAGAUGGUGAUAGCCCUUUAGAGGUUGAUAAUAUGAUCAAAGAACAGCACAAAGUAUUGUGUGAGAGACUGAAGAGCUCUGUCAAAUUAUUGGUGUCAUCAGAAACACUUGGCCUUCAGGAUGAGAACAAGCUGAAUCCACUCUGCAGAUGCGAACACAAGGGCUGCACUCUGGAAGGAGAAACUGCUUGUUUGAAGGAAAAGUUACUCAAUGAACUAAACGCUAUCACGGAAAGGUACCAUGGCCUGCAGAAAGAGUUGAGUCUUAAUAGUAAGCUUCUGGAGGAAUCAAAGCAGAAAUACAAUAGUUUGGAAACUGAGUUUCAUCAUCUUACCAAAGAAAGAGACAGUUUGUGCAAAAUGGCCUCUGAAUCGUCUCAGAAACUUGCACUUGUUACUGACCAGAGGGAAAAUCUUUUGAAGGAUUUGAAUAUUGAAUUCCAAAGAAGGAAAGAUGUUCAAGAGAAGAUCAAACAGUUCAGUGCUGCUUUUGCUUGUAGGAAGACAUCACUUGUGUCUUUUCACAGUGAAUUCAAGUCAAAAAUUGAGGAAAUAAAAUCCCAAAAUCCAGUAUCUGCACCCAAUUCUUUUGGGUGUUAAAAGUUGCAUCACGACUAGUGGCAUAAGAAGUUUCAUUAUUAUGUUUUAUCAUUGUGCAUUACCUGUUGUAGUUGUAUCGGUCUUGUAUUCCUUAUUAUACAUGGACUACUCCAAUAUUUGAGCUUAAAGCUUCUUUGUCGGUUGUAAUUUGAUUAUAUCUCCGACUUAUCACAACUUAAAUUAGAAAACAAGUAAAAAUCAUUCAUUUCUUUUAGUAAUGAUAUGAAGUGAGUGUGAACAAACCUAUCAUCAAUGGUUUUUCUAUGAAGUUAGUGGCUGCAGAUAUCAA
Humulus lupulus (European hop) is the source of this 2923-nucleotide messenger RNA. RefSeq names its product kinesin-like protein KIN-7N. Bases 85 to 2634 code for a protein of 849 amino acids. NCBI's taxonomy places the organism in Eukaryota, Viridiplantae, Streptophyta, Magnoliopsida, Rosales, Cannabaceae. The transcript has 18 exons. The record is from RefSeq and is a predicted model, not a curated record. Gene Ontology annotation, biological process: microtubule-based movement. Gene Ontology annotation, molecular function: ATP binding; microtubule motor activity; microtubule binding.